AUGUUCUCUCUCUCUCUCUCUCUGACUCUUCUCUCUUUUCCUCUUAUUCCCUACUUUUCUGUUUUUGACCCCAAGGAGAAUCCGGAAGAACUACAUCAAAGGGGUAUGUGGCAUGGGGGUUUUAUAACCGUUUCAUCUAUCUAUCUAUCUAUCUAUCUAUCUAUCUAUCUAUCCUAUGUGUUGUUCUUUCUUUCUGUUUAUCUAUCUAUCUAUCUAUCUAUCUAUCUAUCUUAUUAUUUGUUCUCUUUCUUUCUUUCCUUUCUAUCUAUCUAUACUCAAUCUGUUCAUAUUCUCCUAUCUAUCUAUCUAUCUAUCUAUCUAUCUAUCUAUCUAUCUCAUUCUGUUCAUAUCUAUUCAUUCAUCUAUCUAUCUAUCUAUCUAUCUAUCUAUCUCAGUCUGUUCAUAUCUAUCUCAGACUGUUCAUAUCUAUCUAUUCAUCUAUCUAUCUAUCUAUCUAUCUAUCUAUCUAUCUAUCUAUCUAUCUAUGACUCUAUCUAUCUAUCUAUCUAUCUAUCUAUCUAUCUAUCUAUCUAUCUAUCUAUCUAUCUAUCUAUCUAUCUUUUUUUCUUUCUUUCUUUACAAGUUAUUUUUUGCAACAAUCUUUAUCUAUCUAUCUAUCUAUCUAUCUAUCUAUCUAUCUAUCUAUCUAUCUAUCUAUGA
Molecule: messenger RNA, 660 nt
Organism: Acanthosepion pharaonis
Lineage: Eukaryota; Metazoa; Mollusca; Cephalopoda; Sepiida; Sepiidae
Source: the annotation of a GenBank genome assembly